This is a messenger RNA of Pygocentrus nattereri (red-bellied piranha), 3482 nucleotides long. RefSeq names its product ankyrin repeat domain-containing protein SOWAHB. Lineage: Eukaryota; Metazoa; Chordata; Actinopteri; Characiformes; Serrasalmidae. The transcript has a single exon. The coding region runs from base 852 to 3104 and encodes 750 amino acids. Gene Ontology annotation, molecular function: protein binding. The record is from RefSeq and is a predicted model, not a curated record.
GCUCCGACACAAUGGAACACAUUAAUCAUUAAUUAGGCUAAUUUAGUUUAUUCGUAAGACAAAAAAGAUGAUUUGCACUGUUGAUCAACACAAACAUGAACCACUGCUUGAUCUCACCACUCAUUUGGUCUCCAAGGGCCUCGCAAGACCCCCGGUCCAUCCCUGCCAACGAACCAUUUCCCAUCAAAACCACUCUGAGUGACUGCCCACCUCUCGACCACUGAACGCAGACCAACCCAGCACAAGAUCCACGCAGUGUUUCCAAAGGAAGCUUGAAAGUAUAAAAAUAUACGUGAGGGAAACAAACGCAACUGCAGUGAAACCAAGUUUUCUUUGGGGACUAUUUUGCCUCAGAACACCCAGAAUGUGCCCCUCCACCGUGAGCGGAUCACAGUAAAUGGAUUAAGUGGUUUUAGGCCACAUGUUGACCACAAAACUAGAACUGUGAGGCAUCAGGCAGUGAAUUCAGAACCACUUCAGUGAGGAGCUUUUAGAGGGGACGUCUGGUUCCCAUCACCACCACUGUGAGCAGUUCUGACUCGGUAAGUUUCUCUAGAACAGAGCGUUUCACACCGAACCGCCCUGAACGGCCCUGUUUACAUCUCAAAGAGUAAAUUAGGAAGGAAUUCAGAAAAAUGGGCGGAGUUCCCCUUUAAGAACACUCGAGAACGUGUGGUCCUGCUUGCCCGGAGUGGCCUUCAUGGCGUAAGGCUUCCCUUUCGAACUUUUGGAAUUUUCCCGUUCCACCUUAAAUGGAGCCAGCAGUUACAUUCUGGCGCCCCAUUUAAGGUGGAACGGGAAGAUUCCAAAAAGAAGCCGGAGUAUUUUAGACCCAGCCCCGCUGUGGCUCCAUGUUCCUCUGCCAGGUGAGCGGAGCAGGUGGAGCUGUUGUUACGCGGCGGGGUGGAGCUCCAGGUUCCCGCCUCCACUCCUCCACACUUCACGGUGAACGUCGGCGGCGAGGAGAGACGCUGGGCAGGAGGCGUCGAGCGAUGGCCACGGACUUCAACCAGGACUCGGUGCUGCGCUUCCUGCUCGGCCGCGGAGGGAGCGCGCGCAACGCCGAGCUCCUCACGCACUUCACGCGCUUCCUGCGCGAGGAGGAGGACGAGAGGGCGCGCGCGCGGAACCGCGAGCUCUUCAAGCGCUACGUGAACGGCGUGGCCACGGUGGUGAAGCGGGACGGCGGCGUGUCGUACGUGGUGCUGAAGAGGAGGUACCAGCAGCGACUCGGAGACGCCGCCAAGCCGUCCUCGAGAGGCCGAGGCGAGGAGAGCGCGCCGCGGAGAGGCGAGGCUCCCACCCAGAGGAAGCCUCUCAGGAACGCCGCUCCCGACACGCCUGGCGUCCUGCCAGCCGCCGGGAUCGUCAACGACAACAACAACGACGUGGAGGCUGUCAACUUGGAGAGGUCCGUCAGACGCCCCUCACCGCCGGCGCGAGCCAGAGACGCCCCCAGGUUUAGCCCGGACUCUAAGCGGUCGAGCGGCAGCGGCCACAGCUCUGAGGAGUGGAAAGGCCCAGUGGAGACGCACAAUAGUGUUUACAGUGCCAGACCUGGACAAUUGAGAGAAGUGGAAGGUUUCGGCCAGACGUCACCUCGCGCUCCUUUCCAGGAGGUGAGCUUGACCCCUCCGCUCCUGGACGGGCCAAUUCUUUAUGAGUCAUGCGAUGAGCCGUAUGAGGGGCCGGAGCCAUCUCCUUGGCCUUUUCCCAUCCCUCUCGGACAGUCCCAGAUUUCCGCCUCCAGUCCGUGUUUGGCCGACAUCCCCGGCGCCGUCUCCAGCUUGCAGCCUUGCAGGCAGGGAGGUCUGAGCCAGAGCAACGACAGCUUCCUCACGCCGAAUCGCUUUGGUCAGUUCUACAUCGACGAAGAAGAAAAUUAUGAGGCGACAGAAGUUCCGAUCAACCCUGCGCACCAGAGGCGCGGUCUGCCUUCGCAAACCCUGCACCCUCCUGAGCUCAGCCAGUACCAAGGCCUUUGCUCCAGCCAGAACAGCCUUCCUCUGCCCUCCUCCGCAGACUCCGACUGGCCCCGGGUGCUCUUGCGGGACAGCUGGUCCAGUGAGGAUGUGCGAAACUAUCAAGGCGUCAUCUUGGAAGGUGGAGAGCAAGUGCGGAACACUGUCCGUCAUUCUCACGAAGCUGAGCUGUUGUCGCAGUUCCAUCGUCCAGAACGUCUGGUCACACCUUGGCACCACUCCACCGGACACCUUGACGAGGAACCUCGCGCACCUGCUCCAGGUUCGAUGCCAGAGGAAGGGGCCCGUCUUGGACCCGUCGCACGGCGACUGUCUCACCGCAUGCAGAGCCGCAUGUGUCGGAGUCUGGGCUCAGACCUGGAUCAAGCCUUCCGUGAGGGCAGUGACAGCAGCCGACUUAAGAGACUUCACCGGAUCUCCUCGUUCCUCAGCGUCACCUCCAUCUCCUCCAGCCGGACACACAGCACCCUGGACGGGUUGUCCUCCGCCGGCUCCACUCGCAGCCUGGGUCACGACUCCAUGUCCUUCAGCUCCCGACACUCCCAGGUUCCCUUGGAGCCCCGGGAGCACGAAUGGUUUGUGAAGGCGGCGUCAGGCAACUGGAGUGACAUCUACGCCCUCUUCAGAGAGGAUCACAACCUGCUGAACAAGCGGGACAUCAUUUCUGGAUACACUGUCCUGCACUGGAUCGCCAAGCAUGGGGACCACCGGGUCCUGAACACGCUGUCCUACGGCGUGAGCAAGGCAGGGAUGACGCUGGACGUGGACGCUAAAAGCGCCUGCGGCUACACGCCUCUGCACCUGGCCGCCAUUCACAGCCACAAGAGCUUCCUCCGGGUCUUGGUGCACAAGUUCAAGGCCAACGUGGCCCUCAGGGACAGCAGUGGCAAAAAGCCGUGGCAGUAUCUGGAGAAGUGUGACGACUGGGACUUAUUGGAGCUGCUUGGCGCUCCCCGGAGGACUUCUGGGGGUGGUGCAGGGGGGCAGUGGUCUGCGGAGAAACCCCCAGUUCUCUCUAGCGCUCCAUCAGCAGCUACAGUGAAGAGACACUCGUCACUGGCUGCAUUGUUCAAACACAAGUCUCAUCUCAGGAUCUCGGCCAACUCUGAGACCUUCUUGUAAACGUGGGUCGUCGGAACGUCAACAAGUGGUUCUCCCUGCUAUAAUGUGACCAGUGCACCUCACGAGGGUUCUGUUAUGGGGCUGGUAUCGCAGGGGAAACACUAUCUUGUGCAGUGCGGUGGUCAAGACUGGACUUUGAUACCCCGACUCUUAACUGGGGCUGGAAGGGAACAGCGCCACCUUAACCAGCACGGCUGUUUUCAGUUUACUUCAUAUUGGAAACACCUUUUGUUUGUCCUUUAUUUGUAAGCGGGCGAUGGACACUAGAGGUUAAACUGUCCACUUUUCUAACUCUCUCAGCCAGUAUUGACCGCCUGACUCGGUAACGAGGCUGAGUGUUAAUUCCACACGGUUUAUUAAAAAGUUUUGGGCACUUCG